Echinococcus granulosus is the source of this 975-nucleotide messenger RNA. Its product is annotated as Cholecystokinin receptor. The transcript is spliced from 2 exons. Gene Ontology annotation, cellular component: membrane. Lineage: Eukaryota; Metazoa; Platyhelminthes; Cestoda; Cyclophyllidea; Taeniidae. Gene Ontology annotation, biological process: G protein-coupled receptor signaling pathway. The coding region runs from base 1 to 975 and encodes 324 amino acids. The record is from RefSeq and is a predicted model, not a curated record. Gene Ontology annotation, molecular function: peptide binding; G protein-coupled receptor activity.
AUGAAACGCUUCAUCCGACGCAGCCUAGCGAAGAAGAUAAUCGCGGUAAUCUGGUUCUUUUCCGCCGCAUUGUUUAUUCCUUGGGCUUACUAUUUUCGGCUCUCACAUGCACCAGAUGGCCUCAUCAACUGUCGCGAGUUCUGGCCCUCUGUCACAGCCGACAGGGCCUUUUUUCUGGGUGUCGUGACUCUACUCGUCUAUACCACACCGCUGCUUUUCAUGGCUUACUGUUAUUGCUCCAUCAUCCUCCGUGUCUGGAUGAGAGUGCGUAAGGAUCAGUCCACUACGGGCGCCGCAAAAGCUACCAGUUCAGACGAGUCAAGAAACACGAAGGUCAUCCCUGAGAGACUCCAUUCUCCCACCAAGGAAGCGCCCUCGGAUCAGGAAAGAGGCACAGCCUCGGAUGUAUCCGGUUACGCUGAAACCCAGCCUUCUGAAACCAGAACGAUGAAUAGCUUUGCGACGCCAACAAAGUUUACUAAAAUAGACGACAAUUCACGGCAGGUUCGACUGCAUCCCGUGGGUGGAUUGAGCCGUGUUAAGACAGUGAAGAUCAUAAAAAUGCUGGCAAUUGUGGUAAUCAACUUCUGUAUCUGCUGGUUACCUCUGUUUACCAUUUUCAACAUUAUUAAAUUCUCCCCCACCUACUUGGCAUUCGCAUUCAAUACGUCUACCAAGGCAACCAAUGAAGAAUCCUCCAUGGAAGUGAAAUUCAGUGACGACGAUCAAAUGCGCGUGAUAUUCCUUCUGGUACCGUUCGCUCAGUUGCUCGGUUCCGCCAACAGCUGCGUAAACCCCUGGAUCUACUGCUUCUACUCCAAGCGCUACCGACGCGGCUUCAAAAGAGUGUUCCUCUGCCGAUCCAUGAAAGCUGUCUCCAUAAGACGACCUCCCCGUCUACAACCCUCUACUUCCCACUUCCGUCGUGGCCACAAUCUUGCUCUACGUGGUGUUGAUCAAACCGCCCUAGCUUAA